This is a messenger RNA of Nelumbo nucifera (sacred lotus), 2948 nucleotides long. RefSeq names its product putative protein phosphatase 2C 35. NCBI's taxonomy places the organism in Eukaryota, Viridiplantae, Streptophyta, Magnoliopsida, Proteales, Nelumbonaceae. Gene Ontology annotation, biological process: protein dephosphorylation. Gene Ontology annotation, molecular function: protein serine/threonine phosphatase activity; cation binding. The record is from RefSeq and is a predicted model, not a curated record.
GUAUCUCAUUUGAGCACACAACCAAAACAAAACUGUCAUUUAGUGGAAGUGAUGAGCAAGUUGAUGGAUGAUUAUGGGGCUAAAACUCACCAAAUAGAAAGCCAACGGAAAAACUGUCCAAACAAAGACAUGACUUGGAGGGUAGAAAGACCUCCCUCAAAGAUAAGUCCAUCUCACACUGUGUCAGAGCAAAACCUUCAAACCCUCACAGACUGAGAUUAUUUGCUUGUUGGGUCGUCAAAUCUUGUCCCUUUCUUAGGGUUUCUGAUCUUCCCAUGUCCUGUUUUUUCUUGGAAUAUGGGCUUUCUGUAGAGAAGAACCCCAUACUGUAUAAGACCUAUCCAACCUCUGUGCUUGAAGGAAACCCUCAUUUCUUCUUCAUCAGAUCCUGUUGGGUGCGUUGGUUAUUUUAGGGUUUUGUUCUGUUUUUCCCCCUGAGCUAAUGUUCUGUUACUUUGACAAGACCUCUUGUUUGUAAGAACCUUUUAACGCCCGAUACACGUCGUCUCUGUGUUCAACUUUUUCAGGAUUGGAGAAAAUUGUCUCAGAUUCUUCCUUUUAUGUUUUCUUAGAUUUUCCCCUGGCCCUGUAUCGAUAAAGGUUCUGUGCAGGAACUCACAUAAAUAGUCGGUAGUCGGUACAUUUCUCUGCAUCGUCAUCCGAAAUUAAAUUCUUUGUUAGAAGGAGAAAAGCUUCUUCUCGGUUUCACUAAUUAGUCUAAUUUCUGCAUAACGCCUUAGUUCACCGAAAACCCAGAUCACAAUUUUCUCUGGAAACCGAAAUUCUCUUCCUUUAAGAGAGAUCUACUGCUUCUUUCUAGGGUUUAUCGCAGGACAUUCGCUUGUUCUGGAUUUCGUUCUUAAUUCUGUUUCCAGAACCCAUGUUCUAUGUACAAAAAAUUCUUGUGAACCCCAAAAUGUUGCUUUUCAUGAAAACCCAUUUUGCCUCUCCUACCUCAGCCUGAAGCAGUUACAUACACGGUUCCGUCCCCUUGCAUUCGUCUGCGAGGCGUUCUUUCAAAACGUAGUCUUUCGGUCUUUGUUCUUCGGUUCUCAGAUCAUGGGGUGCGUACACGGGAAGUGCUGUAGUCGGUAUCCAGCCACCUCUGAUGAAGAUAGCGCAGACAUGCGAGAAGUUGGGCCGUAUUGUAGCAACAACUUCCAUGUUCAUGGAAAUCAAGGUCACAUACUCACUGGGAGGUUGUUGGAUUUCGCCUCUGUGCCUUCCCACAAGUUCCAAUUAGAGUAUUCGGCCCUCACUCAGCGGGGCUACUACCCCGACUCGCCUGAUAAAGAAAAUCAGGAUAGUUUCUGCAUCAAGACCCAGGUCCAAGGUAACCCAAACCUCCAUUUCUUUGGGGUCUUUGAUGGGCACGGCCAGUUUGGCGCCCGGUGUUCGAAUUUUGUUCGGGAUAGGCUGAUAGAAAUCCUCUCAGUCGAUCCCUCAUUGACAGAGGAUCCUGUAAAAGCAUAUAAUUCUGCUUUUCUGGCCACAAAUUCUGAACUUAAUGAUAGCGAGAUAGACGAUUCAAUGAGCGGUACGACUGCAAUUACCGUCCUGGUCAGUGGGGACAAACUUUUCGUGGCAAAUGUGGGUGACUCAAGAGCAAUAAUUGCUGUCAAGAGUGGGAAUCGUGUUCUUGCAGAAGACCUAUCACACGAUCAGACACCAUUCAGGAGGGAUGAAUAUGAGAGGGUGAAGCUUUGUGGGGCAAGGGUUUUGAGUGUUGAUCAGGUGGAAGGGCUCAAGGAUCCAGAUAUUCAGACCUGGGGUGAUGAAGAAAGUGAGGGUAGUGAUCCCCCAAGGCUGUGGGUGCAGAAUGCGAUGUAUCCUGGGACUGCAUUUACAAGGAGUGUGGGUGAUAGUAUAGCUGAGAAGAUUGGAGUGAUUGCUGUUCCUGAAGUAACCACGGUUCAGCUCACACCUAAUCACUUAUUCUUUGUUAUUGCAAGUGAUGGUGUAUUCGAAUUCCUCUCCAGCCAAGCCGUCGUCAAUAUGGUGGUGAGAUACAAAGAUCCUCGGGAUGCAUGUGCUGCCAUCGCUGGAGAAUCAUAUAGGUUAUGGUUAGAGAAUGAAAAUCGGACAGACGAUAUCACAAUCAUCAUUGUAAAUAUCAAGGAUCUGUCUAAUACAGGUGGCAAUGUUCCUGGUGGAAUUAGUAGGGUUACUAUCAAACCAGCUCCAUUGAUGAUGGGAAAAGGAUCUGCUGACAUAUCUGUUUCCACGGGGUCAGAAGUAUAUCAUUCAGUAAAAAGCAAUUUCUCAGAAUUGCAGCCUCGUCAGUUUAAUAUCCCCACAGAACGAAGUCCUGCAUGCAUUGUUCCGUCUCCAAUGCAAUCCAGUUGCUUAGAAACGUGAUCAAGCUAGAGGGAUUUUAGAAGCUUGCCUCUCACCACCCUGUUUAAUGUGCGCUGAAAGGAUCUUGCAGAACAGGAUAUUGAUAUGGAAUAUUGAUGGAAAACAUGACUUGAUGCCGUUGUGGUUUACCAUCCAAGUCCUAUCCAUUUGCUUGAGGCUAGCGAGCUCCUGUUACCUUGUAGACCAGAUGGAUGUCAUGGCUGCUUAGUUGGCCUUCCUGUUAUUCAAAGAGUAAGAAAGCGUCCGAUUGUUUAAUCCAACUCUAUGUACUGGUUAAUGCAAUGGAAAGGAAUGGGGGAAAUUGGAUAAGUACAGACUGGAAGAUGUCACGAAGCUUGUACGGAGAAGAAGUUAAGAGUCAUGGUCUCAUGGAUAGUAAGGUGAGAGUUAUGGCAUGCUUCCCCUUCACAGGAAGCUUAGGAACUAGGAAGAAUAAAUUCCACAAGCCAAUUAUCUGUAAAGCUCAAGUCUUUUUCUUCUCUCACUUGUUCAAACUUCUGUUGGGAACUCCUACUUCCACUGCCGCCAUUUGCAGUGAGAAAUGUGCUGAAAUGUAAUUGUUACUCUAAAUUGAUGGUUUUCUCUUGCAA